This is a messenger RNA of Salmo salar (Atlantic salmon), 1229 nucleotides long. The record is from RefSeq and is a predicted model, not a curated record. NCBI's taxonomy places the organism in Eukaryota, Metazoa, Chordata, Actinopteri, Salmoniformes, Salmonidae.
GUCCGGGUGGAGCUCCAGGGUCGGAUCUGUGGACUAGGUUUCAUGAGAUCGGGACAGAGAUGAUUAUUACCAAAGCGGGCAGGAGGAUGUUCCCGUCCUUGCGCGUAAAGGUGCGUAACUUGGACCCGUGCCAGCAGUACUACAUCGCCAUGGACGUUUUGCCCAUCGACUCCAAACGAUACAGGUAUGUGUACCACAGCUCUCAGUGGAUGGUGGCAGGAAACACGGACCACUCUUGCGUCGCGCCGCGCUUGUACAUGCACCCGGACUCCCCGUGCGUGGGCGAGACGUGGAUGCGUCAGGUGAUCAGCUUCGAUCGGGUCAAACUGACCAACAAUGAGAUGGAGGACAAGGGACACAUCAUUCUACAGUCAAUGCAUAAGUACAAGCCUCGCGUCCAUGUGAUCCGCCACGACCCCCGGCUGGACCUAUCAAAGACCUCGCUGCCCACUGAGGGUAUGGCCAGCUUCUCCUUCCCAGAGACAGAGUUCACCACUGUGACAGCCUAUCAGAACCAACAGAUCACCAAAUUGAAGAUUGACAGGAACCCAUUCGCUAAGGGCUUCAGAGACCCAGGACGGAACAGGGGUGUGUUGGACGGCCUCAUGGAGUCCUAUCCCUGGAGAAGCCCCCUCAGUCUGGAGUUCAAACCAUUUACUCUUCAGCUACAAGGAAGUAGCUGUGGGUCUCCAGGCAACUGCACUUCUCCUCUGAAAAGCCUUUUCCCUCUCUCCUGUCCUCCGACCUCUCACCCCUUCACCCUCUCCUCCUUCUCCUGCCCUGACACCAGCCUGCACUCCUUUUGUCUUCCCCUCUGCUGCAAGACCUCCCCCCUUCUCCCCCAUCUCCCCCUGCCGGCCAGACCCUACCCCUCCACCCGGCGCUACUCCCCCUGCCUCCCCUCCUCUCGGCCCUGCAGGGGAAGAAGGCUCCAGGCUUCAGCGCUCUGUGUCUUCAGGGGGGCGUUCCCGGACAUCCUCCCAGCCUGCAGCCACACCCCCUACAGGGCCCUCCCUCUCACAGCUCCCCGCGGGGACCCGGCCCUCACUACCCUCACCGCUCCCACCCAGACCCAGCUCCCCCAUACUGUCUGUACCGCUCCAGUCUAUCCAGAAACGCUCACCUCACUGCUUUCUCAUGCCACGCCAAACUGGCUGACAGCACCACAGACUGUCUGCUACGCCAGACACCCUGGAACACCACCAUCAACCACUGCCUCUGACCUCUAA